AUGCCCUUGGUGCUGCACGGUUGUAGAGUUCGCACCAAAGGAAGGUUGAUGCCAGGUUCCUCAGACCAGCGCCUAGAUAGUAAGCUCACCACCCUGGGAAAUCUUACACCUUCAAGCACUGUGUUUUUCUGCUGUGAUAUGCAGGAACGAUUCAGACCAGCCAUCAAAUAUUUUGGGGACAUUAUUAGUGUGGGACAAAGAUUGUUACAAGGGGCCCGGAUGUUAGGAAUUCCAGUUAUUGUAACAGAACAGUACCCGAAGGGUCUUGGAAGCACCGUUCAAGAAAUUGAUUUAACCGGUGUAAAAUUGGUCCUUCCCAAGACCAAGUUUUCAAUGGUAUUACCAGAAGUAGAAGCAGCAUUAGCCGAAAUUCCUGGAGUCAGGAGUGUUGUUUUAUUUGGAGUAGAAACUCACGUGUGCAUCCAGCAAACAGCUCUGGAACUAGUUGGCCGAGGUAUUGAGGUUCAUAUUGUUGCGGAUGCCACCUCUUCGAGAAGCAUGAUGGACCGGAUGUUUGCUCUUGAGCGUCUUGCGCGAACUGGGAUCAUAGUGACGACGAGUGAGGCUGUUCUGCUACAGCUGGUGGCAGAUAAAGACCAUCCAAAAUUCAAGGAAAUUCAGAAUUUAAUUAAGGCGAGCGCCCCGGAGUCAGGCCUGCUUUCCAAGGUCUAAGGACGUUUGAAGGACUGGUCUCCUCCGCAUCAAGUGACAGGACUGUAA
Molecule: messenger RNA, 720 nt
Organism: Suricata suricatta (meerkat)
Lineage: Eukaryota; Metazoa; Chordata; Mammalia; Carnivora; Herpestidae
Gene: ISOC1
Product: isochorismatase domain containing 1
Exons: 5
Coding region: 1-672 (223 amino acids)
Cellular component (GO): cytoplasm
Source: RefSeq, a predicted model, not a curated record